CCCGACGGCGGCGGCGGCAUCAUCACGUGCGCGGCCGGGCCCGCCCGCCGCCGCCGCCGCGUCUGCCGGGAGCCGGCGCGGGCCAUGGCGGGGCCUCGGGCCGUGGCGGGGCCUCGGGCCCCGGCGGCUGCGCUGCUGGCGCUGGUGGCCGCCGCCGCGGCGUCGCGCAGCCCCGGGGCCGCCCGCUGCGAGGUGCCCCCGGGCGACCGCUUCGACUGCGGCGCCGAGCGGCUGCUGGCGCGGGCGGGCUGCGAGGCGCGGGGCUGCUGCUACGCGCCCGCCGGCCCCGGGCGCCCCGACGGCACCGGCAGCGGCCCGCCCUGGUGCUUCUUCCCCCGCGGCUACCGCAGCUACCGCGCCGAGAACCUGACGGCCACGGCGGGCGGCUACACGGCCCUGCUGCGCCGCUGCGCCGCCGGCUUCCUGCCCGCGGACGUGGGCACGCUGCGGCUCGACGUGGCGCUGGAGACCCGCAGCCGCCUGCGCUUCACGCUCCGCGACGCGGCCGGCCAGCGCUACGAGGUGCCGCUGGACACGCCGCCGGCCGGCGCCCGCGCCGCCUCCCCGCUCUACGGGCUGCGGUUCAACGAGGAUCCCUUCGGCCUCGUCGUCUACAGGGAGUCCACGGGGAGGGUGCUGUUGAACACGACGGUGGCACCGCUGUUGUUUGCGGACCAGUUCCUGCAGAUCUCCACGUCCUUGCCGUCUCGUUUCGUUGCCGGCCUGGGAGAGCACAUGACGUCCCUCAUCCUCGACACGGCCUGGACCAAGGUCACGCUGUGGAAUCGGGACAUGGCACCCGCGCCCCAGGUCAACCUCUACGGCUCCCACCCCUUCUACCUGGUGAUGGAGGACGGAGGCUCGGCCCACGGAGUCUUUCUGCUGAACAGCAACGCCAUGGACGUGGUGCUGCAGCCCGGUCCAGCCUUGACUUGGCGGACGACGGGUGGGAUUCUGGACUUCUACGUCUUCCUGGGCCCGGACCCCAAGAGCGUCGUGCGGCAGUACCUGGAUGUCGUUGGGUACCCCUUCAUGCCCCCAUACUGGGGCCUGGGAUUCCACCUCUGCCGCUGGGGCUACUCCUCCACCGCUGUUACCCGGGAGGUUGUGACCAACAUGACGGCAGCCCGCUUCCCCUUGGAUGCGCAGUGGAAUGACUUGGAUUACAUGGACGCCAAGAGGGACUUCACCUUCAACAAGAAAACUUUCAAGGACUAUCCAGCCAUGGUGCGGGACUUUCACCAGAGCGGCCUGAGGUACAUCAUGAUUGUGGAUCCCGGGAUCAGCAGCUCCGGGCCUCCUGGCACCUACAGACCCUAUGACGAUGGACUGAAGCGAGGGGUGUUCAUCCGAAAUGCCACUGGACAGCCCCUGGUCGGGAAGGUGUGGCCAGGCCCAACAGCCUUCCCAGACUUUACCAACCCCGAGACGCGCGAGUGGUGGUACGACAUGGUGAAGGACUUCCACGACCAAGUGCCCUUUGAUGGCAUGUGGCUUGACAUGAACGAGCCAUCGAACUUUGUGGAGGGCUCUCAGGACGGCUGCCCAAGCAACAGCCUGGAGGACCCGCCCUACGUGCCGGGUGUGUUCGGGGAACGCCUUCAAGCAGGAACCAUUUGUGCCUCUAGCCAGCAGUACCUCUCAUCUCACUACAACCUCCACAAUCUGUAUGGGCUGACAGAGGCCAUUGCUUCCCAUGAUGCACUGGUGAGGAUUCGGGGGAAGCGGCCCUUCGUGAUCUCGCGAUCCACGUUCGCUGGUCACGGGCGCUAUGCUGGUCACUGGACGGGGGAUGUUUGGAGCAACUGGGAACAGCUGUCCUACUCCAUACCAGAGGUGCUGCUCUUCAAUCUCUUCGGGGUGCCGCUGGUUGGGGCGGACAUCUGUGGUUUUGCAAGUGACACGACCGAGGAGCUGUGUGUGCGCUGGACCCAGCUGGGCGCCUUCUACCCCUUCAUGAGGAAUCACAAUGAUCACGGCAACCGGCCUCAGGAGCCGUAUGCCUUCAGCCCGGCUGCCCAGAACGCCAUGAGGAAGGCCCUCUCCCUCCGCUACUCCUUGCUGCCCUACCUCUACACCCUCUUCCACAAAGCCCAUUCCGCUGGGGAGACGGUGGCGCGGCCCCUCUUCCUUGAGUUCCCAAAAGACCCCAACACCUGGACUGUGGACCGCCAGCUCAUGUGGGGCGCAGGGCUCCUCGUCACACCGGCGCUUGAGGCAGGAAAGACUAAAGUCAGCGGCUACUUCCCAGCAGGGACCUGGUACAGCUUAGCUGGGGAUGCAACCAUCCACAGCAAAGGGCAGUGGAUCCUCUUACCGGCUCCCCUGGACACGAUUAACGUGCACGUCCGAGCGGGACACAUCCUGCCUCUGCAGGAGCCUGCGUUUAGAACGGCCGAGUCCCGGAAGAAGGGAAUGAUGCUGAUUGUGGCGCUGACGACAGAUGGGUUUGCCAGGGGUGACCUGUUCUGGGAUGACGGGGAGAGCUUGCAGACGUUCGAGAGCGGGGACUACACGCAGAUCCUCUUCCUGGCGACGCACGGCGCCGUGCUCAGCGAGCUCCUGCGGGCGAACGGGGAGGUAGACGGGCUGCUGCUGAAGACUGUGACCGUGCUGGGCGUCACGAGUCCUCCCCGGCAAGUCCUGGCCAACGGUGCCCUCGUGGGUGACUUCUCCUACCGCAGCGACACCCAGGUGCUGACUGUCCCUGUGUCGCUGCCGAUGUGGGAGCAGUUCGCGAUCACUUGGUCCUGAGGCUGCCUGCCUCCGGGUGCAGCACAUACCACUGUGUGCCGUAGGGUGGAGCGUUGCCAUAUGGUUGGUGUCUUAGGCUGAAUCUGGCCAUUUCUUUUUAAAAGCAGAACUGGAUCCCCUCUUGCCCACAAAGCCUGGCUCUUGUCUUCAAGUCUGGCUUGUUUCUUGCUAAAAUGAGUUAGAUUUGAAGUGCCUGGGCUCUUUGCCAGAUGUGCAUCUGAGGGCUCACUGAACCCCAGGGGAUGGGGAACCCUGGUAACUUCCAAACAGGAAAAAAACCCAAGUGCCUGCGGAGACGAGAAACCUGUUAAUGUGCUAAAGCUGUUAACCUGUCCAGGGACUACAGGGCAUCUCCUGAUUGUGUCUUUGGAACAGAUACAGGCGAGAGGCGGAGCCCCUUUUGCACGCUGGGCUUACGCGUUUAGUGUCUGAGCCAAGCUCAAAGCAUUCGCUGCGCAGGGGAGGUCAGUGCUGGGGAAACUGCGAUUUGGGAGCCGUAGAGCCUUCUGCCCCCCGUGCUGUCGGGGCUCGUGAUGCGCUGGGGCUCUGCGGCACUCCCCUUGCUGCUGUACCCGGGGGAAGCCUGCACCCGCAUCUCCAGCGAGGACCGAGAAGGGAACAUCUGUCUGCACAGGGGUGUUUGAGGGGGUGGAAGUACCGCGAAUAAAGAGUUGGUCUGUC
Dromaius novaehollandiae (emu) is the source of this 3435-nucleotide messenger RNA. It is a transcript of the gene GAA, whose product is annotated as alpha glucosidase. The coding region runs from base 85 to 2754 and encodes 889 amino acids. Gene Ontology annotation, molecular function: alpha-1,4-glucosidase activity; carbohydrate binding. Gene Ontology annotation, biological process: lysosome organization; glycogen catabolic process. The transcript is spliced from 19 exons. Gene Ontology annotation, cellular component: lysosomal membrane. NCBI's taxonomy places the organism in Eukaryota, Metazoa, Chordata, Aves, Casuariiformes, Dromaiidae. The record is from RefSeq and is a predicted model, not a curated record.